AUGGUGAGUCCGAGCGCAAUGCAAAUUGAUCCUUCUAAUCUACUGUAUCUACGUCCCUCUGAUACUCCAGGGACUUUAUUGGUUUCGCAUAAACUCACUGGAGUUGAAGAUUAUAAUAUCUGGAGUAGGUCAAUGCGUAUAGCCUUGCUUGCUAAGAAAAACCAAGAGCUUUCUGCUGGGAUAGUUUUUGCAUCCAGUACAGCCCUUGUGUGGUCUGAUUUGAAUGAGCAUUUUGAUAAGGAUGAAUAUGAUGCUAUUGCUUCCCUUGCUAUUUGCAACUGUGAAUCUAUGAAAAAGAAUAUUGAAAAUUUGAAGCAACUGAGGUUAUUCCAGUUUCUUAUGGGAUUAAAUGAGUCUUAUUCGACAGUUGUAGCUAGAUUUUGCUUAUGA
This is a messenger RNA of Gossypium arboreum, 390 nucleotides long. RefSeq lists its product as uncharacterized. The transcript is spliced from 3 exons. Bases 1 to 390 code for a protein of 129 amino acids. The record is from RefSeq and is a predicted model, not a curated record. Lineage: Eukaryota; Viridiplantae; Streptophyta; Magnoliopsida; Malvales; Malvaceae.